AUGCCCAUUGGUAUGUCACCUUUUCGGUUGGUGCUUGGGAAAGCAUGCCAUCUUCCAGUUGAGUUAGAACACAAGGCUUUUUGGGCAAUCAAGAGUUUUAACAUGGAGAUGGAUGAAAGUGGAGAACACAGGAAGUUGCUACUACAAGAGUUAGAGGAAAUUUGCAAUGAUGCCUAUGAGAAUGCAAGGAUUUGCAAGGAAAAGACGAAGGCUUUUCAUGACAGGAUGAUCUCUAGGAAAGAGUUUAAAGUUGGUCAAAAAGUCCUUCUAUAUAAUUCACAACUUCGUUUGUUUCCAGUUACUUCGAAAGUGUUCAAGGUGAAUGGCCAUAGACUUAAGACUUUCUAUGAAGGUCUCCAAGAAGAAAAUGUGGCAGGAUUGGACCUUGAGGAUCCAACUUAUUCAGAUUGA
Messenger RNA from Pistacia vera, 411 nucleotides. RefSeq lists its product as uncharacterized. The transcript has 2 exons. The record is from RefSeq and is a predicted model, not a curated record. The coding region runs from base 1 to 411 and encodes 136 amino acids. Lineage: Eukaryota; Viridiplantae; Streptophyta; Magnoliopsida; Sapindales; Anacardiaceae.